Cryptotermes secundus is the source of this 15384-nucleotide messenger RNA. RefSeq lists its product as uncharacterized. NCBI's taxonomy places the organism in Eukaryota, Metazoa, Arthropoda, Insecta, Blattodea, Kalotermitidae. The record is from RefSeq and is a predicted model, not a curated record. The coding region runs from base 134 to 10126 and encodes 3330 amino acids. The transcript has 9 exons.
UGUUGGCUGGAGCUGAGGAGGGAGUUUGGAAGGGGUAGAUGUGGUUGGAAUAGUUUCAGCCAGGAAGUAGGGGCGCUGGUGUUCCAACUGCUUCAGUGUGUGCGCGUUAGCUGGAGAGUGAAGUAGUGAAAGCAUGUUCGAGUUUGACUUAGGCAACGAAGAGCUCAUCAAAUGGUUGUUAAGUUGUUGCCAAAGAAAGAGAAGGCGUCUAGUGUGGCAGGUGCAGAACCAACUUGAACAGAUGGGCGUAAGUGAAGAGUCUGUGAAGAGUGCAUUGGAGCAGUUAUCACAAGACACCAAAGUUUACCUGCAGAAGUUCACAUUGGAAGAAAUAAGGAUGUACACCCAACGGCAUGAUAACUAUGAAGGAGGAUACAGAGGUCACACGGAAUGGUUUCAUUCAGCAGAAGGGAGUUGGCCACAUUCUGAGAAGCCUUCAUUCCGUAAUGACUGUUACCGCAAGUCUCACAACUCUUGUGAUUCAUUCGUCUUCUCCCAAGGAUACCCAGAACCUCUUCCUCGAGAAGGGAAUGCAGAUGUGCACUGGCAAAGCAGGUCGUUUCAGUAUGCAGACUCCAGGAGAUAUUCUGAAAGAGAGAACCAUUAUCACCAGCCUUCUCGAUAUGGUACCUGUGAUGCCUACAGCUAUCGUUACAGAUGCAGGGAGAAUAACGUGGAUAGACACAUGAGGAAAGACUUUUAUCGAAGGAAAAGAAAAAUAUACCCAGACCAUGACAGUGACGGAAGGAGAUGGAAUGUGUGUGAUAGAAAGAUGCAGAAAGUUGAAAAGCAGAAUAUUAAAUCAUCUGUGUCUGAACCAAUUAAUAAUAUUAUUUCUGAAGAUUCGAAGGACAGUGAAAAAGUGGGAAGUGAAGUGGAGAAGGAAAGACUGUCUAGUUCAAAAGUCCAUGAUUCUGUUGCUUGUUCAGGCAUUAAAACUGAUGUGACAGAUGUGGUCCGCACUAGUGAGACUUCAGAUGUAGACGAACAGACACAUAGUUCCACAGUCAACGAUCAGACAGAAACAGUGGUACCAUAUGAAUCUGGUAAAGAUUGUGAUACUAAAGGGAAAGAAUCUAGGGCAUUGAUUGAGGAGAAUGGGAAAGUUUGUGACAAUGGAAAUGGGGAAGUACUAGAGGAAGGAGUGACUGCAUACAAAGCACAGUCGAUAUCCAUAGAGGGGGGAAGUGUAGUAAUAAACAGGAAUAGUUCUAGCACAGAGGAGGAUGAAGAUCAUUCUUCUCAGAGAGAAGUAAUCGCUGUUGUGAAUAGGGUCACAACAGAAGUGAAUUCUGAACAGAACACAUUAGAGAAAGAGGAACCUCAUUGUGUAACAUCAGAAGCAGAACAUCACUCUAAUUCAACACCAUCAAUCACUAAUGAAGAAGUGUCCUCAGUACAACAAGAAACCAAAGAAACCAGUGAUGCCUCAAAUGAGUCUCAUGGUGACUUCCUUGGCAACAGUAUUCAGACUAGUCAGGAUGGAAACUAUACUGACAUUGAUGAAGGGACCAAAGACAGUGCAUCACGAAAACUAAGCAAAAAAGCAGAGAAGAGUGAACAUGAGAUUAGAAAGUCCCAAACAGUGUCAACAGAUUUUAAUGAUGAUAGUGUUAAUGCGUGUGAAAAAGCUAAGUACCCGUCAGUUUCAUGUAAUAACCCUCAUUAUCAUAAGGAAACUGCAUCAGUACAAAACCAUACUUGCAGAGGAAGUGGAGUUGUUGACUGCAAGACCAAAGUGACUGAAGUUGGAAAAACUCCAGGGCAGUCUUUGGGGGAAUCUGAGCACACAGAUGAAACUCAGAUUUUGGAUAUCCAGAGGAGAGUUUCAGUGCAUGUUCCUUCGGAGCACAAAGGUCGUGAAAGUUCUCAUUUGAAAAUACAACAGAAUCAGCAGAAUUUAGAGUCCAGGAUAACUGUUGAAGAUGCAUCCCAUCAGGGUAGUAAGUUGCAGUUUAUGGUGUCAGAAAUCAGGGAAGCAUCUCUUGGUGACAAUGUGAAGUAUAAAACAGCUGAUGGUAGUUUUCAUAGAAAUAAUAAGCGAUGCGGCACUCUAAUUGAAAAUGCUUCUGUUGCUAAAUCCUUGGAAAGAGAAGUAAAAUCUUCAAAGCAUUUAGUUUCCAAAGAGAAGUGUGGAAUGGACCACCCCAACAGUAGUUUGUCUGCUGAAAGAAAUAAACAUAUGAGAAGUGUGACAAAAUACCCUGGUGUUAGAAGAACAGCUUUGCAAUAUUAUACUACCAUUGAUGAAUAUUUUGGUAAGAAUUAUGGUAAAAGUGAAGAUGAAAAUAACCAUAAUACAAAGGAUUCAGCUGAAAAUUUGCGAAAGAUAGAAUGUACAGUUAACAAUCAGCAGAAGUUGGUUUGUGAAAAUAAAUUUCCAGUAGUAAGGAAGAACCUUGAAAAAUAUGAUGAAGUGGUAAAAAUGCGUACCUCAUUAUCAAAAAGCAAAGAAAAGUUAGCUAAGAUGUCAGGCAGUCAGCAUGCAAGUAAGUGUUCAAUGAAUGUUAAAAGAAGAAGCAGCGAACCUUGUGAGUUGCUUUCUAAAAUACGUAAGAAGAGGCGGUUCAGUUAUGGAGGAGGAGAAUCUGUAGUAAAGGGGGCAGAAAUGAGACCCAUGGGAAAUGAUAUGAAGAGUAGAAAGGGCGAUGAGAAAAUGUUGGAAAUUGAUAUUCCAAAGCUUCCAAAAACAGGAGAAGAGGCUGAUACUUAUGGAGUUUCAGCAGACAGUGGCACGAGGAUGGUACCUGGAGGAAAUGAGACAAUCAAAGCUGGAGGGAAGAAAGUGACAAAACAGGGAAAGAGAAGUUCACAUUGUCCAGAAGUUGCAAAGGCUGCUACUCAAGGCAUACGCAUAGAGAAAGUCACAAAAAUGAAACCUGGAGAAAAAGUGGUGAAGAAUAGGAAGAAUGAAGAGAAAGUACUGGAAAAAGAAACUCUUCACUGUUCAAAUGCUGGUGAAGGUGUAUCCGCAGAGAGAGGCACAAAAGUGAACCCUGCAGGAGCUGAGAUUGUGAAGGCAGGAAAAGAUGAAGAGAAUAUAUUGGGAAGUUCCCACUGUGUGAAAACAAGUUGGCACGCUGCUGCUGAUAGCAUACAAGAAACCACAAAAAUAAUGACUGGAGGAAGUGAGUCAGUGAAGACUGGAAAGAAUGAACUGAAAAUAUUGAAGGGAAGUCCACAGUGUUUUAAAACUAAAGAACAGGCCGCUGUUGAAGAUCUGUCCCAGAAGAAAACAAUAAAAAUGAAACCUGGAGGACGUGACGUGGUAAAUUGUUGCAAGAAUAAAGGGAAUGCAUUGAAGAAAAUUCCACAGUGUUUGUACACUGAAGAAAAGACCAUUGUUCAAAAUUCAUCCAGAGAGAGAGUCACCAAAAUUAAACCUACAGGAAAUGAGAUGGUAAUGACUGCAAGGAAUGAAGAGAGAAUAUUUAAGGAAACUCUACUGUGUCUGAGGACUGAAGAACAGGCUGCUACUCAAAGUUUAUCUCUGGAGAAAGUUACAAAAAAGAAACCUAGAGGAAGUGAGAUGGUAAAGACUGGAAAGAAAGUAGAGAAGGUGUUGGAAGGUCCACAGAAUUUGAAACGAGGGCAACAGACUUCUGCCCUAAGUAUGUCCAUGGAGAAAGCGACAAAAAAUAAACCUAGAAGUGAGAUGUUCAGUGAUAGAAGGAAGGAAGAGAAAAUAUUGAAGGGAAGUCCACAGCAUUUGGAAAUAGAACAGAGCGUUGUUCAAAGUUUAUCCACAGAGAAAAGAACAAAACCGAAACCUGGAGGAGGUGAGAAGGUGAAGACUGGAAAGAAUGAGAGAAAAUUGAAGAAAAGUUCAAGGUGUUUUAAAACAGGUCAUCAGGCUUCUUUUCAGGCCAUAUCAGUAGAGCGAGCCAUUGAAACAAAACCUAGAGGAAGUGGAAUAGUAAAUAUGGGAAAGAAUAAGGUGGAAACUUUGAAGGGAAGUCCACAGAGAUUGAAACCUGGACAAGAUACUGCAUUUGGAGUAUCUAGAGAGAGAGUGCAUAACACUACUGCAUUAGAAAUGAAACAACGAGGAAAUGAGUUGUUGGCUACGAGCAGUGUAAAAGCAUGUAGAAGGGACAAGCAAUAUCAUUCAUUUGUAUCGUUAAAUGAUUGUAAAAGGGAUAAAAAUGGUAAAUUAUUUUCAGAGAAACAGAACAGAAGAAAUACUUUGGAGAGAAUUACAAAUAUAAAUCCAUUUUAUACUUCCAAAUUAGAUUUUAAAGAUGAUAAAUAUAGGAAGAAGAGAGAAAUAAUGUUGGAACUGUUUGGAGAGGAUCCUGAUGAACUUCCAGGAAGUAAGUCUGAUAGCCCUGAUGGAGUUUGUAUGAAAGUUUUACAGGAAAGUAAUUCCUGCUCAAAUUCAGCAAGAGUAUCUAAUCAUUCAGGAGAAAAUGUUAAAUUUGCGAGUUCUUUAGAACAGGAUAGAGGACAAAAGGAUAAUGGGUCGACAUGUCAGCUGAUGUUACUUUCUUGUAAAAGUGAAUCAGAAAGCAACAGUUUGAAUAAAGGAGAAGUAGAACCAGAACACCGUGACCAGCAGAAAGCUAAAGGGUUUGGUGAUCGUGAGCCUAGUUCCUUGUGCCCCAGAAGUGAAGUGCAGAAAGUUGGCUCCCAAAAAUUGCCACAAUUGAAUCAUUCUGCACAACAGAAUAACCAUCAACAAGAGGGUGUAUGUGACUCCAUGACGAACAGAGCUGGUGCAAAUACAUUACAGCAGAAUAAUCAAGUCCGGUCAGAUAUGACAACUCACAAAAAUGAUAUGUAUGCAGUAACCUCCAGAACAACAACCUUACAUGUGGAUACUUUGGGUAAGAGUGAUCAUCAGAAAGACACUGGACCUGAAGCAUGUUUUGAAAGUGAGUUGCUCAUAACAUGCCCCAUGAAAGAUGGAACUGGUACAAUCACACAGGAUAAUACACAAAAGCAAAAUGGAUUUGGACACCAGAAAUCAAGUGAUGUAGCCAAUACAAAUGAUAUACAUCUUACAGGAUGCAUUAAGGAAGGAGAAAAUGGGGAAUUUCACUUGAUAAUAAAUGCAAAAAAUAUAGAUACUUUGUUUCCAAGUCCUCAAAGGGACCACUCUGGCACUACAGUGAAACUGCUUUCGGUAAAUUGUAAUAUAUUAAAGGAUGUUAAUGAUGCAUCAGAUGGACAUUCUGUGAGCACAGAGGGGGUUGUACAUGCUGAUAAGUGUUCAGAAGAUAUCAGCAUGCCAUCAGACACUGCAGAAAGAGUAGCUGAGAAGAAGGUUUCAUCCCCUGAAACAAAUGUAAAUGUGUCUACACUAGAGAUUCCAGAUAUAUCAUGCUCGAAGGUAACCGGAUCUGUGGAUAAGCAUGUUUCUCCUGUGCCAGAUACAUCAGGUUGUGGACAAAAUGGACCAAAUAACCAACACGAUACAGUUGAAAGGUCAGUGGAUAAGCAUGUUUCUCCUGUGCCACAUACAUCAGGUUGUGGACAAAAUGAACCAAAUAACAAACACGAUACAGUUGAAAGGUCAGUGGAUAAGAAUGUUUCAUCUGUGCCACAUAUAUCAUGUUGUGAACGAAAUGAAACAGAUAACCAACACCAUACAGUUGCAAGUUCAUCUACAAGUGAGCCAUUACAGGAUCUGGCAUUACUUUGCAAAAGAAGUGUUCCAGAUUCUUCCUCUCAGCCACAGAUUUUCAGGAUGUUGACAUCAGCAGUGAAACAAACUGAAGUUGAAAUAGCUGGGAAAGAGAAGUGUCUGUCAGAAUCCAACUCUGGAAUGAGGGUAGGCUGCAGUAAAGCAAGCACCAAAUUCCCACAGUCAACUGUAGACCUUAACCAAACUCAGGUUUGUUCUCCUUUACAGACAAAUAUUCCAAACAGCAAGGAAACCACUUCUGCUAUGCAUAGCUCUAGACCUACAGUCAGGUCUGAUCAGCUGCAGCCUGAGUCAUUCCAAGCAAACAGCAAAAGUACAGAUGAUAAGCCCCCACAAGAGAGUGAUGUUCCUGUUUCUCUUACUUUACCGCGGAUUAGGGUUCGAGAUCCAGAGAGUUUGGGAAUUAUUCACCAUAAGAAGUCAUUUUUUAAAGAAAUGGAUACAAAAUUGUGUGAAUUGACACAAAUCACAUAUGUAUUAUUGCAAGAUAUGAAUCGUAUUCUUCACCGUCUCAGAGCAAUAUGUUGCCUGACAGGUACCUUGAAGGAUACAGAAACAGCUUUGGCAAAGGCAGAGCAUACAACCCAUCACCAAAUUGUUAAAGCCAAAACAUUCCUUGACUUGUAUAAGUAUGUUGAAAGAAGUUUCUCAGAUGAAAGUAAAGGUAUUCUGAUUAAACGUCUAAGUGAGUUGAAUCCUCAUUGGACUUAUACUUCAAGACAGUUAGAAAUGUGUCAGAACUAUUGCUUUUGGGUACUCAGGAAUAGUCAGAUGAGCGUGGAAAAUUUGGGUAGUAUGUCAAGUCAGGUCACAGUUUCGUCAGUUUCAUUAAUACAGCAGAUUUUGCAACACAGUUUUCAGCAGCAGCCAGUAGGCGUUCCAAUUCAAAGUAAUGUUGCCUCAAAUACAAAUAAUCAGGUCUUACCUCUGUUGCAAGCACGAGGACAAAUUCCAUCGAGCAGUGAAGCAAAUAUCAAUUCAAAACAGCAAACUUCUGAAUCUAUGCAGAAUGUUCCAUCUAUUGCACCAGUACUGUUUACAUCUAGUAGAAAUGAGGUGGUGACCCACACCGGAGGUCCAGCAACUGAUGCUACAUAUGAUGUAUGUAUGAGGGAAACAGGAUCACAUUUGAAUCCAAGACAUGCUCAGACCGUAAACAUCCCCCAACAACAAUUGCCUAAUUAUAAUCUUGCGCAAACUCAGAACCCACCAGGUAGACAAUUUACAUACUCAAAUUCUAUUUCUUAUAUACCACAACCUGUUCAUGAAACUGAUAGAGCUAUUCCACUUGCACAAAGCCAAGUUUUAAAUAUGCCACCUAAAAAGAGAAAAGUCCCUACAAUACUGGCACAUUCAUAUAACGUGCAACAUACUACACCAUAUGCAGUUCCAAAUGUUCCUGUUUCUCAUGGGAACAGAAGUGCAGUUUCAGGAUUUACAGGCUCUGUGCCUGUGUCUGGCUCAGGCUAUUCACUACCAAAUUCUUUGAGUAACUCACAUGCACCAAAUCUGCAGGUUGCACCAUCUCAUUACACAUCCAACAAUCAGAAUCAAACUAUACAACAAAGAAAAUUGGCAUACGAUUCGAGUAGAGCUGCUUUCAAAAAUCCAUCAAAUCAACAUACCUAUCAGCACAUGUACUUACGCACUUUGAAUAAAAAUUCAGCUUUGAAUAAAUCAGCUCAAAACCCUGUCAAUCAACCACACUCUCGAAAUGAAGCCAUACAAAGGGAUACAUUCCCUCAACCUGUGAUUAAUACACGAAAUUCUUCCAAUCAGCCUUACCCUUGGAAUGAAGCCAUUAAACAGCAUACAUUUUCUGAAUCAGUUGGUAAUCCUCCCAAUACCUUGCAACAGGGUGUAUCUUCACAUUAUAUGAAUAAUGUUGCUGCCCGAAGUUCAGCUGCAAAUUCAUCCAGUCGCCCCUAUGUACCAAAUCAGGUCAUAAAUCAUGGUAUGUUUUCCCAUCAGUUGAGUAAUGCCCCUUCAAAUAGAGUAACUGGAGGCACAACUAAUGUUUCAUUACGUGAAUUGUGUGCAUCUGCUGCUGGUCCUAUGGGAGAAGUUCAUGGUUAUAUGCAUCCAAUAGGAAAUAGAUUUUGUGGAACACAACAACCACCACCACGUUAUAUAGCGCCACCACCACCUUAUAUACCACUAUCAUCAAGCUACACACGAGUGUCACCACAUGCUCAGAAGCAAGUGAGUGUUCAAGAACACCAUGUAUCUGCCGCUCAAGGAAACACAGGAUCCUACAAUGGAGCAUCUUCUGGGAUCCCUCAGCAACACCAGGCACCUCCAGUAGCUUCUGAAUUACAAAUGCAGUUAUGUGGAACAACACAGUCUAUUAUAAGUCACAGACGAGGAUCACAUGGAAGAGGAAAUGCUAAUGAUGUAGCAAGUAACAAUUACUGCAAUGGGGGAAUCACCCAGAAUGCUCCAGCAAAUAAUUUUUUUGAUAGGGUCAGCAACCAGAAUGGAUCUCCUGGAAACAAUAUAUUAAGAAAUCAGCUUUUUGAUAAGGAGAUCAAUCAGAGUAGAUUUCUUGUGAAUAGAGCAACAGAUAACACACUGUCUGACCAUAGAAACACGUGGAGUGAACCAGCAAGUAAUGUUUAUGACAAGAGAAAAACACACUGUGAACCAGCAAGUAACAGUCUCUCUGAAAGGGGAAAGAAUCAGUAUUUGUCUGCAGGUAGUGGAGGAUAUAACAGUUUGUUUGAUGGGAUAGACAGCCUAAGUGGACCUGUUCCAAACAGUACAGCAAAUAACAGUUCCUGUGAAGGGGAAAACAGACAAAAUGUAUCUCUUGCAAAUGGCCAGUUUGAUAGGAGAAACAGUCAAAGUAGGCCUCUUCCAAAUAGAACAGCAGAUAAUCUCCAUGACAGGGAAAACAACCAGACUGGAUGUCUUCCAGUUAUUACAUGUAACAGGCUCUUUGAUAAGGGAAACAGCUGGAGCAGACCACCAGCUCCGGCCAAUAUUCCAUCUUCAGUAACGUUUCAGGCAAGAUUCGAAGGUGUUCAGCAGCAUUCAAAGAAACCAACUCAGAAGUUACCUGGUUGUGAGGUUGGCCACCAAAAUGUAAAUAAUGUAGCUCAGCAUUUGUCUGGAGCAUCAAGUUAUCCGUCUACGGAAAAUCCCAUUUCUGAGAUUGGGCAGCAAAAUGUGAAUAAUAUGACUCAGAAACAUUUGUCUGGAGCAGCAAAUGUUUCAUCUGCAGAAAAUCGAAAUGUUAAUGGUAACAGUGGCUUCUUAAAAGUAAAUACCAUAUCUGAGGGUACCCGUCUUGAAGACCCUCAACUUGAAAGUAAUUCAAACAUUACUGAGACCCCUGCUUCUCUCCCAAAUUCACAACCCUUGUUCGAUGUUAAUCAGCAAUCCAGUCUUUGCAGAAGCCAACAGAGACAGUUGUCAAGCAUAGUGACUGCUCAACCUGAACUGUCAAGGAACACUCCUGUUGGUAUAGUUCAAGCAUCUGGGAAUCCCGGUUGUGUUCCUGGUUCUUCUGCUCAGGCAACAGGAAUCUCAUCUACUGGCCAUACUGCAGAAACCUUGCAUUUGCAUGUUUGUGAGCCACGUAGUACAAACCAUGUUACACUUAGUGCAACAGUAAGUGAACCACCUGAAAAGGCUGUUCCAGAUCAACAGAGCACUAACAGCGCAUUAAGGACAGAGAUUCAGCAAGAAACAAGUGGCAGACCUACAUUACGGACGUUCAGGAGGAAGAGUGGCAAUGACAACCUAAGAAACGAAACAGUUAGUGUUGAAGUUGUUGACCCUAGAAAUGAUGUUCAGCUUGAGACUGAAUCUGAAUGCCUUGGGAUUGAUGUUACAUCAAAACAAUCGGAGGAGGAAGAAGUAACCAUUCUCACAGUGGAGGAAUGUGUUUCCAUAUCCAAUUCUGAAACUUCCAAAACAACAACAUUGAAUAAAAUUCCAGCUGCCAUGGUGGAUGAAGCCGGAGGAUCUGAUUCAGAAGUGGAGGUUAUUUGUGAAGUACUGCCACAAUCACGAACUGUUUCUCGGGACAGUGGUUACAAGACACCAUCUCCCAUGGCUGGAGAUGUUGGGACUGGAAGUGAUCAGAAGGAAAUUCCUGUGAAGAAACUAGAUUUUCAAAUGACAGAAAAUACAUACCAGCCUGAAGACACACUGCUGGUAGGCGAAGAGUAUGAAGACAAUAAACCUCUCCUGGAAGAGGAUUACAAGGAUAGCAAACUACAGACAUGGUUUGAGUGUGAGGAUGCAGUAUCAGCAGCAUGGUACAAUACUGAGCUGACUUCACUGAUGUGGCAGGAAUCAGAGGUGGCAGUUGUGAGAGAGAAGAUGGAGUCUGUUCAGUGUGCAGUUUGUGAGAAGCCAGCAGAGGUCAAGUGCUCUGGAUGCCUCGUCACAUGCUACUGCAGUGCAGAAUGUCAGCUAGAGGAUUGGAAUACCACACAUCAUACUGUGUGUUGUGCAGGACUGGAUGAAUGAUUUCUUCUGCAUCUGUGGCAGUUGAUAUAUAAAGGUACAGAGGAUAAGAGUCAACAGAUGGAGAUUGUAGAAUUGGAUUAAGGUAUAAAGUUAAACAAGACGUACAUUGUUUAUGACACAGUAUAAAAUGAUACAUCUGAAAUUAUAAAGAUCCUGUCAGAAUUCUCUUGAAGCAAAAAGACAUUUUUAUGUAUGUAUCUUUGUGUGUGGGUAUAUUUGCAUCCAUGCUAAAUUAUAAUGGUCAUUAGUAAUAAAUGAUUGUUCAGAUUCAUUGAACAUGUUAGGAGAUGUUUCUUUCCAUUAAUGUCAUCAGAAAUUUUAGGAUAAUCUGAACCAAAGUUUUGUGUUUUAUGCAUUAUUUGAUACUGUUUAUUCAAAGUAACAAUAUGAAAUUAAAAUAUAUGUAAUAAAAUCCUUCAGAAUUUUCAUACUGUAUAGGUAUAUUGUGAUGCGUGAUAGCAAAAUUAAAUAGUCUUUCAUCCAGUGACAUUCACAGCCUUCUGAAGUAGCUAACAUUGUUUCAAUGGAUGGAUGGAUGUUUGGCAGCUGUCUAAGUGUGCCACUGUGUUGAUACAGUUCAGGGAAUUGUUUACAUUUCAGAUGGAAGAAAUUUGAUGUUGUAGUGGUUGUUGCUGAUGUGAUUGACAUGGUUUGUGAUGCAUUUGUGGCAUCUGUAAAAGUUACAUGAUAAAUUCUUUAACCAUAUCUGAAUUGGUUGGUUUGGUAUUCCUUAUGUUGUGCAAUAACAGUGUAUGUCUUAUAAACAUGCUGUGGCUUGGAAACAAUGUUUAAAUACCAGCAUCCUUAUUAUCAAAGUAUCCGUCAAUAAUGCAACACUAUAAAAGACAUUAAGAAUAUGUUUUACACUAAAAAUGUAUUUCAGUACUUUUUGAUAAUAUCAAAAUCAUUACAUGUCAACAGGACAUUAAAAUCACAUUCUUUACAUUAAAAGUGAUUAUCCAGUUAUCUAAAAUGUCUUUAGUCAUAUAUUUGUUCUAGUUUUUGACAUGUUUCGGCCACAUGGGCCAUCAUCAGGUACUUUAUUUUCUUUCGGGGAGACCACUGCACUGUAUACUUGUUCACUGUGCUUCCAUGGAUGUAAUAUAUAAUUCUAUCUAACGAUCAGAAUGCUGUCGUUGCACUCUGUUGAGGCUAUCGUAGGUUUUGUGUGAUGUAUGAUUACUUGUGUGGUCUACCUGUGUACUGGAGAUGCUAAAAUAUAAUAAGUUUAAUUACCAGGUUUUAUAUUAUGACACAGUAGGUUAAAUGUGAUACCUCUGUUAUUUAUGGACAGCCAUUACAUUUUAGGUACAUGAUGAUACCCUCAUAAGUUAAUAUGUUGUGAUAGUUUACUUUGUUGAAAUUGAAUUAUUUUGUAAGUGUAAUAUUAACCUGCAAGGGCCUGUGAACAAGCUUUUUAAGUACCUGGACUGUGUACUACAAGAAAUAAGAGGUGUUAUUAUGUUAGUGUUAUGUAAGUUAUAUUCAUUUUUAAGAUUACAGUACAUUAAGCCUUUGACCACUGUUUAUUUAUAUUCAUAUAUUCAUCCAUAUUUUGUGUAGUUUUACAGCAUAUUCAUCUCUACAGCUGAGGUCAAAAAAUUUGUAGUAAUGUCUAGGCUAAGAAUACUCAAAUCUUAUCUCAGUCUCAAAAUAUUCAGAGAAGUACUGUAUGCACCAUCUUGCUACUGUGACACAAAUACUCGUGUAAUAUCGAGAUGCCCUUUCUCAGUAGCAAAUACAAUUCUGAGUGACAAUUAUCAAAAUACUUCUACAUGUUAGUCAGAAGAUGACCGUAAGGCUUUGGUUGGUGCAGGUGGCAUAGGAGAAUGAGAAAAGAAUGUGGAAUUAUUGAUUGGUAUUCGUGGGGAAAGUGAUGUGAUAUUGCAUACAUUAGCCGGAAAUAUCCAUAUCAUAGUGGGAAGUUUAUGUGCCCUUAUUGGUAAACGUUUAAAAAUUCACUGUAUAUAUGUAAACAGUUUUCAGGGUGCAUAUACUGAAGAUACGAUUGCCAUUCUAAUUAUUAUGCCAUUUAAAAUAUGGUUUUUUGUUAUUUAAAUAUUGGUAUGAAAGCCUACUGGAACUUGUACAGGUACCAGAUUCAUCAUUGGAUUGUGUUUCAACCAACCAGAUGAGAAAUAGAUAGCCAGGAAAUCACUUAUUGUGUUUACCUUUUUGAAGACCAGUAUAGUAAUAGUAAUGUAGUUUGCUUAGGUGCCAUUGAGUAAAGAUUCUAAUUAACCUUUCAUACUAUUAUUUUGAAUAAGUUUCUUGAAUGAAGAUAAUAUAAGGUAGAGUUUGGAAACAGGACCAUUGACUGUAAAAUUAACUUAAUUUUUGAAGUGAAAGAUAUAAUUUAGUAAAUACUAGUACAUAUAUUUCUUUUCUUUGAAGCCUGAUUUGGAAAUAAAGACAAGACUUCUCAUCAGUGCCUCAGUCAGAACACAUUUGAUGCGUUAUAUGUAACCAUUUCAUAUUAAAUUUAUGUAUCCUGAUGGUAGCAGUCAGUUGAUUGAUAUAGGUUUAAGAAAACAUUAUAGGGUGUUUAGCAGGGUGAGGGAAAGGGGACAUUAUUUGCUAUUUCUGCUGUUAAAUAUAGCAUAGUGUUAAACAUCAGUACUUUUCAUUUUGAAUAUAAUUUUAACAAAUGUAUGCAGAAAUUUAUCAUUGCCUGUUUAUCACCAGUAAGGCACUGUUGGAACAAGUGUUUGUUUACAAGAAAAACUCUGUUAUGUAGGUACUUCACAUACAUUUUGUGUACAGCCUGAAUUUUCCAUUGAUCACAGCAAUUCUGCACUUCCUUUAAAUAACCGAUAGGCUCGAAUGUCGAUAAAAUCAGUUUAUUAAGGUUUUAUUUUUUGCUACAUGUUUCAGUCAUUUACAACCAUCAUCAGGCAUUUAUAAAAUGUAAAAUCCAUCUAUGUUCUUCACUGGACUCUGUAUUGUAAUGGAUCCACUUAAAAGUUUUAAAUAGCAUUACAGUUUUUAAUAUAUUGAAACACUUAUAUAAUAAUAAUUUUAAAAUAAGCUUUAUUAAAUUAGGUAAGUGCAAUGUGUCUUGUAUGUUAUUUAGUUCCCUUUCUUUUGCUGCUUUUGUUACUGGGUAUAUGUGAACAAUGUGCACUAAGUAUUGUACAAGACAUUGCAUAACAAUGAAUACAAUAAAAAACUUAAACACAAGACAUUCAAAUCAGUGCAAACACCACAAAAAUACAGAUAGAGAACACCAGAAAACGAAAUGUGCCAUUUUUAAGUGGAAAAGAAAAUUCGAAAACUUUAUGGACACAAAUAAGAAUAGCAUUUUGAACAAGAAGCACAAUACAAAAGAUGGUAAAACCACAUCCACAAAUAGAUAUAAAAAAAUGGUGUGUACCAUAUGAAAUGCAUUGAUUACCCACUAAAAUAAAUAGGGCAAACAGGCUGAAUAUUUUAUACCAGAUAUAAAUAGUAGACACAUGCAAUUAGGAAUAACAUCAGUAACUCUGGGAUAUUCAAAUCACAUAUUAAGUACGGGACACUCAUACAGGAGCAUAACUGAUUCAAAGAAAAUUAUGAAACUAGAGAGAAAGGAAAAGCAUCCGAAUACAUUGGAGAACUACCACAGUAGAAACAUUAGACAUGAAUGAUGCCCAUAUUGAUGCCAAUAACCCAGUAUUUGAAAAACAUCAGAUAGCAAGCACUCAGUCUAGACACACACAGCAGGAAGACCCACCCAGUACUAUGGAAUACACACGUGUGUAGAUGGGACUACACAUCAGAUAUUAGAACCACAAAAACGGAAGCAGCAGUUUUCACCAACAAUUUUAAACACCUGAUGAUGACCAGUGUCAGUCGAAACAUGUAGUGUAGAAAAUUUUUAAAAUAAGUUUUAAAAAGAUGUAAUAUCUUCCAUGCAACACGUCCUUUUCAAAACUUAUUUAAAAGUUUUAGAAGGACGUGUUGCACAUAAGACGGUGAAUCGGUGACAUUUGUUGGAUUAUAAGUGAUGUGCAACAGGAUGCUAGAAUAUAAUAUUUUUGUCCCAUAACACAAAGUAUGAAGUGGUUACAACCAAGUAUGGCAGCUAAGGAUCUGAAAUAGCAAAGUUCAGUUUUGAUUCCAUCUUCUCAGUUUCAGGACAUGCAUGACCAAAUUGCAUUCAUGUGCGAGGUUUACAUCAUAGAACUUGGUUGCAUCACUCUUAAAACCAAAGGGAGGUAUUGGUUUGAUGCUGUAUGCAAUAUAUAAUUUAUAAGUGUUAAGAGCGAACUUCAUCUUACAUGAAUUAUCUGCGGUCUUUUGUAGAUGAUCAUCUUUUUUAAUGUUGCUUCAGCUCACCUCAGACUGUAAAUACAACUAUAUUGUGUGUUAUGUUUAGUAUUUAAAUUCUCAGGUUUUUCUCAUUUGAUCUUUAGCUCCUGUUGCAGAUAUGUCUACUUGUUGGUAACACGUUUUGUAAAUUAAAAGUACUUCAUGACACCAUGUCUUGUCAAUCCUUGAAAAUUAAUGUAUCUUAUGUUUUACACCUAGAACUGAACACCCACAUAUUUAUGCCGUAGUUAUCCUCUGGAAUCUGUGAUCUGUUGAAGCAUUAGGAUAGUACUCUACUCAUGAGUGCAUUCACUGAGAAUAAAAACCUGAAAAUGGUCCUCUCAGUUAUUUGGGCACUUUGGGGAUGCACAGCCAGAGAUGCAUGUGUGUGCAUGCAUACCAUACCAAAAGCCAAUUUUAGUUUAUGGGCAUCAGAAAUUUACAUAUCAAAAUCUAUUUACUUUCUGCGCAUUAGAAAUUUACAUAUCAGUUAAAUCUUUGAGAUAAGUUUUCUCUGUUGUUACAGUGCCUUAUAAGUGAAAACGCGAAGAAAACACUUUCAUAUAGGUAUAUGGCCUAAUGUAUCACUAGCAAUACAUCAUCGCUGGUAAUCAUGAAAUUUGAGAAGUGUUAAGAUGCAUUCCUUUUCAUUGUGACAAUAUAAUUUCAGUUGGUACAGCUGUUGUUGGCUUAAAAUGUACUGUAAUUCCAAAAUAAUUGUGUUCAUUGUAUUUUAUUGUAAUCAGUUUGUGUUUAAACUAGUUGUGAAUGACCUGAUGUUAUUUAAAUAUAUAUUUUUCACUUUUAUAAAAAUAUUGUACAAAAAAUUGUAACAUCUUGCAUUAAGCAAAUUAUGUUACUUAUAUUGCAGAAGUGAUAAGAAAAAUAAAGCUUGUGUACAUAAUUUAUCUGAAUCAGUCACAUUGAAGCAAUACAGACAUACAGCAAUAAACCACCGAUUUUACAUA